CCGGCAGCCCCGGCCGCCGCGCCGUCGCGAUGUCGGUGGCGGGGCUGAAAAAGCAGUUCCACAAAGCCAGCCAGCUGUUUAGUGAAAAAAUAAGUGGUGUUGAAGGAACAAAACUAGAUGACGAAUUUCUUGACAUGGAAAGGAAAAUAGACAUUACCAAUAAAGCAGUUGCAGAAAUUCUUUCAAAAGCCACAGAAUAUCUUCAGCCAAAUCCAGCAUACAGAGCUAAGCUAGGAAUGCUGAACACUGUGUCGAAGAUCCGAGGCCAGGUGAAAACCACUGGGUACCCGCAGACGGAGGGCCUGCUGGGUGACUGCAUGCUGAAAUACGGCAAGGAGCUCGGGGAAGGCUCCACUUUUGAUGGCCUGUUCCUUGUUCUGAAGGCUGACCUUCAGACGGGAACCAGUGAAGGGAACAGGAGAGGCCGCCAGGCAGGCCCUGACAUCCAUGGACAGUCCUGCAGUGCAUCUGGGCAGAAGCCAGAAGCUGAGAGGAGGAUUUGUUCACCUAUUUCUAUUGUCAUCUUAAAAGAGAUUGGGCACCACCUGAAAAAGCUGGAAGGCCGCCGCCUGGAUUACGAUUAUAAAAAGAAGCGAGUAGGUAAGAUACCAGAUGAAGAAGUCAGACAAGCAGUAGAAAAAUUUGAAGAGUCAAAGGAGUUGGCUGAAAGAAGCAUGUUUAAUUUUUUAGAAAAUGAUGUGGAACAAGUCAGCCAGCUGGCUGUGUUUGUCGAGGCCGCUUUAGAUUAUCACAGACAGUCCACGGAGAUUCUGCAGGAGCUGCAGAGCAAGCUACAGAUGAGGAUAUCAGCUGCCUCCAACGUCCCGAAGCGAGAAUACAAGCCACGGCCCAUAAAAAGGAGUCCCAGCGAGCUCAAUGGGGUGUCCACCGCCUCCUCAGCAAAGACAACAGUUUCAGAGUCUGGGAAGUUCAAGAUCAAGGUGCCGGCAGACUCGUUGUCGGGUUCUAACGUUCCCAUGGACCAGCCCUGCUGUCGUGGUCUCUAUGACUUUGAGCCUGAAAACCAAGGAGAACUAGGAUUUAAAGAAGGGGACAUCAUUACAUUAACCAAUCAAAUAGAUGAAAACUGGUAUGAAGGAAUUCUGCAUGGGGAAUCUGGCUUCUUCCCCAUUAACUAUGUGGAAGUGAUUGUGCCUUUACCUCAGUAAAUGUGUUAACUCAGACUCUCUCGGACAUAAGUUUCAUAACCGAAAUGAAUUCACACCAGUGUUCUCAGCGUGGUUGUUCUGUGGCAUUCUUGCUCUUUGACCAACUUAAUGACUUUUGUAUGUGUGGUUCUCUUUAUAAUGUAUUUUGUAUCAGUUUAAUUUGUAUAAAUGAUUUUCUUGUCUUGGCUCCCUGGAAAUACAGUUUUCUUUUGCUGAUUGUCCUAAAAGUCACUGGUUAAAUAAAUGUAUGUGCUUCUUGUUGCUAAAAAUAAACAGCACCCAUAAGCUCUGUCAGGGCCUGGCCCGUCUUCCUCAAGCUGUGAUGGAAGACAACACUUGAAGCUAAGAACUGCUAAAUAUUUUGUUUCCUGACAUGACUGAUGGCCUCCGGUCUUUCCCCUUCAUGUGUUUUAGCUGACCUGUGAACCACCCAAUAAACAUGACACACUGUUGGCAAA
Molecule: messenger RNA, 1627 nt
Organism: Odocoileus virginianus texanus
Lineage: Eukaryota; Metazoa; Chordata; Mammalia; Artiodactyla; Cervidae
Source: RefSeq, a predicted model, not a curated record